This is a messenger RNA of Tribolium madens (black flour beetle), 2841 nucleotides long. RefSeq names its product UPF0235 protein C15orf40 homolog. The transcript is spliced from 4 exons. NCBI's taxonomy places the organism in Eukaryota, Metazoa, Arthropoda, Insecta, Coleoptera, Tenebrionidae. The coding region runs from base 1098 to 1526 and encodes 142 amino acids. Gene Ontology annotation, cellular component: cytoplasm. The record is from RefSeq and is a predicted model, not a curated record.
AACGAAGCGUGGAAUUUUCAGCCUUCAAUUCUUCUAGGCGUCUGGUUUCAUACGCGGUAUAUAAAGACUUCAUCCGACGUUCAGGGUGUUUAUCGAUAUCUUCAGGUUUCGAGCUUCAAAAUAAUUAUUUUGAAAUUAGAUGUCAAACUUUGUUAGAAAAAUGUAGAUCAGAAUAGUAAACUAAACUUUUUUCACUACUAGUAAAAAGUACCAUUAUUUAGUUUUACUCUCCUAGUGUAUAUAAAAUUAUUAUCAUCACAAGUACUAGCGAAGUAUUUUGAAAUGAAAUUAAUGCAAAAACAAAUAAAAAAAAGUUAAACCUCCCACCUCUAAUCUUCUGUCUUUGUCAUAACUAACAAAACAACAAAUGGGCCUUUUUAAUGUUGAAAUAAUAAAUAUGUACUAAAUAAUAAAUGUGCUAGUAGUGAAAAAGUAUCAUAUAAAACAUGGUAGAGAAGAUUUUUUGUUACCUCAAUAUACCAAUAGCCUCGUCUACAGUCCUAGCCUCAUCUCCUUCAAUCUUCAGCCUGUUGAUAUUUUCCUCUAACGGUUCAUCCAGAUGUGUAACAAUUUUUUCCUUCUUUUCCGUUUCUUUUUUCGCUAAAGUAUCCGAGAUUUGGGAUCGUGUCACCUUUGGUGGUGGUGCAGGCUUCCCAGUUUUUUUGAUAGAACUCAUUUCCUGUUCCAGGAGCUGCUUAGCUUCCUGUUUUUUGGCUAAUUGUUGUUCUCGUUUCCGGUCUUGUUCUUCCUAAAUUAGCUCCAUGAGAACUGAAAAAAUGUAGAUUAUCAUAAUACCUUUCUCUGUUGCUUCUUUUUUAUUAAUUUGUCAUCAUCUUUCCAAUAGGCUUCUUCUAAUUGUUGUUGUUUUUUCGCCACUUCGGCAUCUUUUGCUGCUUUUUUACGCUCGCGGGCUGCAACAGCUUUUGUAUUUUCUGUGGCAAAUUUUUUUGGCAUUUUUUCUCAUCUACUAUAAAAUAAAACUUUGUUGUAAAUAAACUUGUAACCUCCAAAAAGAACCGUCACUUAUCACUGACAUUAACCUAACCUUCUACUUCUCUUAACCUCACUUUACCGUUGUCAUACACCUGAAAAGUGUUAUGAUUUGUCGAUUUUUCAAUAAAAGUUUAUCACUUAGACGAAAUUUUGUUAAAGAAAUGUCAAAAAAAGCCAAAAGCAAAAAUACUCAGAAAGAGACAGAAGUAAUAACAAAACAAGAAGAAGGCCCCAUUACGUCAGAUAAAUCAAAAAAUAUACUUAUUUCAAUACUAGCCAAACCAGGGGCGAAACAAAAUGCCAUAACUAGUAUUAAUUCUGACGGCGUUGGAGUCCAAAUUAAUGCACCCCCAAGUGAGGGUGAGGCAAACACUGAAUUAGUAAAGUACAUUGCAUCUGUAUUAGGGUUGAGAAAAAGUGAUGUUACGUUAAACAAGGGCUUUAAAUCAAGAAAUAAAGUUUUAAAAAUAGAAGGUAGUAUUACGUUAGAGGAAGUGAAAAGUAAAUUGUUGAAUGAAAUACAAAACGCUUAAUUACUGUAUCAAAUUUCUUUUGUUUAACUUUAUUUUAAGAGGUUCUCUCUUUCUCUCUCUCUCGCUCGAUAAAAUGACUUAAUGUCAUCAUAUAAUUUUUGUUGCAAGUUUACAUUAUUUGUAUUCAAAUAUAAACAAGAAAAAUGUGUCUACAUUUUUGCCAAGUCUAAAAUAAGUUUACGCGUUUUGGAAACAAGUUUUUUUUAUUUUUGGGUCUAUAAACUACAGUAUGAAAGGUACCAGUCAAGUCUUCUACCCUUGGGCGAAUGGCUUUGCUUUGUUUGUAUCCAAGAAAUAAUCUCCAACAACGCUACAACAAAAAUAUUGUCUAUUUGAUGAAACUUUCAAUUCAUUACCUUUGAUCGACUACAAGAGAUCCCAUAAAUGCCUUUUGGUUGUUUGCACAUUUACCGUUUUGAUAGUCUGAAUAGUUAUCGCAUUUCGUGGCUAAAAAUUUUCCCCCUGUUAUCGCUUCAGCAAGAUAUUGGAAAGAUCUAGCAUGCGAACAAACACCAGCAAGAUCAAGCCCGCAUCCAGCUUGAACAUUUCCACCAUUAGGGUAAUAAUCAACAUGUCCGCUGGAAAAACUAAAUCCCAGAAGACGCCCAUGGGUGUGAAUAACUUGGACGUAUUGCCCAUCACUGGAAUCAAGACGAUCUCCCGUCUCAUUUAAGGAAAAUCCAGGACCUGCUGGAUCCAACCCAAUAAUUUGCCCCACUGGACUUUUAAUCACACUUCCAGCAUUUCCGGCAAUGUGGGCACCAAGACUAUGCCCAAUUAAAACAAUUUCGGAACUACUAAUACCAUAAGUGUCGAUCAAAUCAUUGACGAAAUUACCGACAAAUUGCCCAAUAUUUGUAACAGACUUUCGAGCUGUUGAGUAAAGAUUUUUGGCAAUAGGGCUCCAGUCCACGACAAAAAUAUUCACAUCGUGGAUUUCCAAAAGAGCAGAUUUGACAAACUUGUUGACAUCGGCGUUGUAGCCAUCCAUCCAGCCGUGGAUCAAAAUAAAAGUUCUCUUUUUCGCUUCGAAAUGAGGAAGACUUGAACCAAGACUUUGGAAACUGUGGCCUGCAUCUACAUUGUGUUUGGUGUAAAAAUAAUAAGUAACAUCAUUUGGCGUUGCGCGAACUUCGGGGUCAGAAUCAGACCCAAAAGUCCCCACAAACAGGGCAACAAGCAGACACAAUGACACUUUCAUGAUGUAAUUUUUGCACUACAUUGUUUAUACAGUUCUUUUCUUUUAUAUCUCUCCGUCAAUCCGAUUUUCAAUGAUAAUAAAAGUAUGAAUUUAAUACAAGAUGAUAAAACCUAA